AUGUUUCAUUUGGUUGUGAAGAAUGGUCUGCAGUUCGAAGCAAACGGUUUUUUUUCUGUCAACAAUUCGCUCAUCUGUUCGAUGAUAAUCACUGCUACAACCUACUUAGUAAUAUUGAUGCAAUGGAGUCCCCGAACAUCUUCAGCGGUCGAAUAG
Messenger RNA from Nezara viridula (southern green stink bug), 156 nucleotides. NCBI's taxonomy places the organism in Eukaryota, Metazoa, Arthropoda, Insecta, Hemiptera, Pentatomidae. The record is from the annotation of a GenBank genome assembly.